This is a messenger RNA of Penaeus vannamei (Pacific white shrimp), 4625 nucleotides long. The record is from RefSeq and is a predicted model, not a curated record. NCBI's taxonomy places the organism in Eukaryota, Metazoa, Arthropoda, Malacostraca, Decapoda, Penaeidae.
AGGCGACCCUUUCGACAAUGAUUGCAAAGAUAGGGAGGUGCUCACUGAUAAGCCUGGCUUCUUGUAAUCUUAUCUGUGAAUGUGUAAGGCAUUUUGAUUUUCUUCAGUGUCGCUCCCAGGCUGUCGUUCAAGGAGCAUGUUGUUUGGUGAUCUCGUGGAUGUGGUGGUCGUAUGUGUUACGGGGGGGGAGGGGGAUGGAGUGAAGUGUUUAUGUGGAUGAGGUUGAGAUGUGGAUGAGGUUGAUAAUGUGGAUGAGUUUAAUGCGGAACAGUUUAGUAGUUUGAUCAUUCGAGUUAUGUGGAUGAGUUUAAUGUGGAAAAUAAUGGUUCAGUCAUUUCAUUUAUGCGGAUGAGUUUAAUGUGAAAUAGUUUACCGGUUGAAUCUUUUAAGUCAUGUGGAUGAGUCUAAUCGUACCCAUUCAGACGAAAUGGGAUGAAAUGUUGACUUUAUGUGGAUGAGUCCGCUUCGGAGGAUGUUGGAAGGCAAGAUGAGGCGCCUGGAGAGGACAAUGACCAACAUCGCCCUGAGGACCAGCUUCCGGAGGCGCCAGCGAGUGCCACCGGUCAGAGUGUCUGAGUACCUUAUGGGAGACAUUGACACCUCCUCCGCCUUCCUCAACUGCUCGACGGCUUCUUCACGCACAAAGUCCUGCGAGAACCUCGUGAGCAGCGAUGCAGAGAGCACCACAGGAGACCGAGGAGGAGGAGGCGGGGGCGGAGGAGGAGGAGGAGGAGGAGCCGGGAUGACGGGCGUGGGGCCCCUGGACACCUCGAAGGAACCCGAAGUCCUCACGCAGCAGCAGAUCGACGAGUACCUCUACAGACACGAACAGGGUGUAGACCACGCCCUCCACCGCGCCAAGGUCUGGAGCAAGUACGCGAAGGACGUGAUCUCCUACAUUGAGAAACGCGCCCAGCUGGACAUGGAAUACUCCAGGAAUCUCACCAAGCUGGCUCACACCAUCAGGCCGGCGCUCAAGGAGGAGAGCUUCCUGCCCUUCCAGUCCAUCUACUGCACCGCCCUGGACCAGGACAUCGAGAACUGCACCAACCUGAGCGCCACCUGCACGCUCCUGCAGACGCACAAGUUCAUAGAGCCGCUGACAGCCCGGCGAAAUGACCACGAGAAAGCCAGAAAGGUCAUUAAGGACACCUGGCAUAAGGAACUCAAGAAGCUCACCGAAGCCGUCAACAACUUGAAGAAACACAAGAUUAUCUACGACCAGAGACAACAGGAGCUGGCCAAGGCGCGGGAGGCCGCCGCGAGAGCCGAGAACACGGAGAGCCAAGACAAGAUCGAAAGAAAACGCGAUGAAGGCCGUUUUUCAAGAAGUCACUGGUGGCCUGAACCCUGGCUCUAUGGACUCUAUGGAACCCUGGCACUAUGGCUCCCUGAACCCUGGCUCUAUGGCUCCCUGAACCCUGGCUAUUCUGGGGCUGGCUCUAUGGCACCCUGGCCAUCUGCCCUAUGGCACCCUAGUCCCGCGGUGCCGGUGCUGGAUGCUGGAACCAUUUUCUUCCCUCUGAUCUUACGUUCUCCUUCUAACGCCAGACCAAUCUUCCUUUCUAAUUCCCAAUUUCCCCCGCCUCUUCCCCAGGCCCGCGAGGCAGAAGCCACCUACAGGAGCUGUGUAGCGGAGGCCAACGACAGACACGCGUCGCUCCUGAAGGUGAAGCGGGACGUCCUGAUGCAGACCCGAGAGCUGAUCCUGCAGUGCGACCAGACCAUGAAGGCGGUCACCGUCUGCUACUUCCAGCUGCAGCACACCGUGGCAGCCCCGGCGCCCGUGCAGCUCCAGACCCUCUGCGAGAGCUCCAGGUUAUACGAGCCGGGGUCCCAGUACAUGGAGUUCGUGAAGCGACUGGGUCCUUCCCUCGGCCAGGAGACCCCAGAGACGCCCUUCAGCUUCGAGUCCUACACGCCAGGACAGCAGGACGCCCCUCACGACCACGCGACCAAUGGCUCCGUUCCUGGGGAUGACCUGCAGGUGGGCAGACUGGCGGGCCGGAUGGCAGGCACGGACGCGUUCGGUCGUGAAGUAGCCAAGAGGCCGAGCCUCCACACGGCGGUGCCGCUCGGUAACAGGGAUUGGGACUGUAGGCGACCUGAACAGGUAAUAUCGUUUGGGACUGGAGACGCGAAGGAAGAUUCUGACGCAGGUAACAAGGAGUUGGGACCUGGAAACCGACUGACAGUUUCCAUAUACGUACAAUUCACACAUAAUGACCUCAAUUGCUUCAGCCUCAUUCAGCUUUCAUUUUUUCACCCCAGCGGACACCCAAUAUUGUUUCCAUAUACGUACAAUUCACUCAUAAUGACCUCUAUUGCUUCAGCCUCAUUUAACUUACCUUGUUUCACCCUAGCGGACACCCACUACCUGCGGGGGACACGGCUUCAGGUGAUGAGCAAGGCCGCCGUCACCCACGCCUUCAGGAGACUCAAGACGCCGUCCAGGUGCCGCGAGUGUGACUCCUACGUGUACUUCCAUGGCUACGAGUGUGCGGAGGUAAGGUUGGGGCGAUCAAGGGUCAUGCCAUGCUGGAGGCUUAGAGCACUUCGAGCGUGUCCCUGGCGCAGCACACCUGAGGCGGAGACAAACGCCCCCGUGCGCACCCUCGUCUCAAGUGCAGUAGUUGCGGAGACGCGCCACCCAUCCUCCCCGACCUCAUGCCUCUCCCUCCACCCACAGGGCAUCUACCGCGUGUCGGGCGUGAAGAGUCGGGUCGAGAAGCUCUGCCAGGCCUUCGAGAACGGCGCCCACCUCGUCGACCUCACCGACCAGCACGCCAACGUCAUCGCCAACGUCCUCAAGCUGUACCUCCGUCAGUUGCCCGAGCCGCUCCUCACCUUCAGGCUGUAUCCGGACUUCAUCAGGAUCGCCAAGGAAGCGCCAGUCACAGCGGGAACGGAGGCUGGCCGGACUAUAGAGGAGCUGCGAGAGUUGGUGCGGCGGUUGCCACGGCACCAUCUGAACUGCCUGACGGUCCUCAUGCACCACCUGCACCGCGUCAGUAGUUUCCCCCACCUCAACAACAUGCCAUCCUCAAAUCUCGGCAUCGUGUUCGGGCCGACGCUACUUAGGACGUCUGAAGGUUCGGCGUCCCUGAGCUCUCUGGUGGACACGGUGCACCAGACGCGCGCCAUCGAGCUUCUCAUCACCUACGCCCACGAAAUCUUCCCACAGAGCGAAAUCCUGCAGUCGAGAGACCUGCAGGUGCCCUCGGGAGCGUCCUCGGCCAGGGCGCGGAUCGACGAGGUGCUCAAGCAGCCCCUACCCAGCCGCCAGACCUCCGUGCACACCAGCAGCAGCAGCAGCAGCAGUAGCAGCAGCGGGGUCAACGUGAGCGGGAUUUCGGGUCACAAGCGAGGUCGCGACGGAGGGGCGGUCGAGCUGGUGGGCGUGAUGGAGGACUCGCCCUCGCCGGCGCCCGCGCACGCCCACAAGGACAGGAAGGACUCGGAGAACUUAGACGAGGACUGGGAGUGGGAGGGCGAGGAGUCAUCCACAGAGGCGGGCGGGAGCGAGCCGGCCACGCCCAGGCCGCCCGCAGCCGCCGCCCGCGCUCCCGCCGCCCACGCCAAGAUCUACAAGACGUCGCUCAAGGACUACGUGGGGCUCGAGGGGGUGGCCAUGCACGUGUCCACGGGUCUGCACACUGCACACGAGGCGGUGGAUGUUGUCCACCAGAAGCUACGCAAGACCGUGAGCGACAUUUCGUCCUCGCUGCGGCCGCCCUCCGCGCAGGACCUCUCUCGGAGAGCCACCGUGGAGGAUGUGCACAGACGAGGAGGAGGAGGAGGAGGGGGGCUCGGCGAGGAUGCGUCCAGGAGACCCACCAUCACGCAGGAGACGUCCAGAAAGCACGCGAGCGCCAUCGUGACCCUCUCCUCCGAGGAGCACCCCGGCAGAAGACAACCGGCGCCCGACGUCGAUCAGAGAAGACAACACUCGACCGAGGAGUCGACGUCGACCAGGAAGGUCAUGCUGGAGGAGGUGGGCAGGAAGGCCACGCUGGAGGAGCGGCUCGGCUUCCAGGGGGAGGAGAGGCAGCGCGCCGGCCCUGGCGCCUCCUCCGCGUCACUCAGCAGAGCGCAGGCACUCUACAAGAGCGAGUCCAAGUCCAGUAUGAGUGAGACGGAACUCAAGGUGGAAGUGCGGACGAGUUCGGGCGUGACGAAGACGGAGUCCCGCGGGUCCGUGACGCUGGAGCAGGGCGCGGGCGUGGCGGGCUCCGGGGGGGCGGGCGCAAGGUCUCGCCCCUGCUCGGCCAGCGCUCCAGCCACGCCCACCGCUCGGGACUCGCCAGCGGCACCGACUCCUCCAUCGACUCCGACUACAGCUACGAGUACAGCCAGCCGAGCGCCGCCGGAGCCGCCCCGACGUGCCCCUCCGCCGCCCACGCCUCGGUGCUGUCGGCGCGCGGGCGGAACGAGGUCAUGGUGGGCGGGGCGUCGCGGGCGGUGUCGGUGUCGCGUGACCCGUCCCUGGACAACGUGACCUCAUCGGUGACCUCGUCCGACUCGUCCUCGCAGGAGCUGGAUUCCGCCCACGCCACCGAGGACUCGCACAGCUCGGAGGCGUACGACGAGGCGGACGCCGCCCACGCACGCCCGCUCGCCUACUC